AUGGGGAAUAAACAGGAGGAAUUAGAGAUGAGGGUGAGUCUGCAGGGCUACCAUCUCAUUGACACCACUGAGUCCUGGUGGGAUGGCUCCUAUGACUGGAGUGUCAGAACGGAAGGUUACAAACUCUUUAGGAAGGACAGACAGGGAAGACAAGGUGGGAGUGUUGCCUUCUAUGUCAAAGAUCAGCUGGAGUACAUGGAGCUCUCCCUGGGGAUGGAUGAGGAGCCACCAGAGGGCUUGUGGGUUAAGAUUAAGGGGAAGAAAGGCCAAGCUCCCCUCAUCCUGCUCCUCUCCCUCUGCGUGGUGGGCACAGGGGCACGUGAGCACUCCUCUGUCCUCACUGUGCCCAACGGAAGCCACUGGGGCAAUUGGGGCAGGCGUCAGUUUUGCCGCUAUGGCUCUGCCGAUGGAUUUGCACUGAAGGUGGAGCCCUCCCAGUUUGGAAGAGAUGACACAGCUCUGAAUGGCAUACGUCUGCAUUGCCAAGAUGACUCAGUCAUCGAGUCCUUGGUGGGCAAGUGGGGUACCUGGACCAGCUUCCAGGUUUGUCCUAGAGGCUACUUGAUCUCCUUUUCUCUGAGAACAGAGAUGUCCCAAGGAGGAGGUGAUGACACAGCCGCCAACAACAUACAGUUCAGAUGCUCAGAUGAAACUGUGCUAGUAGGUGAUGGACUAUCAUGGGGUAGUUUUGGCCCAUGGAGCAACAGCUGCAACAUAUGUGGUCUCCAGACCAAGGUAGAGCCCCCACAGGGGCUUUGGGAUGACACAGCACUCAACAAUGUGAAGUUCUUCUGCUGUAAAUGA
Molecule: messenger RNA, 804 nt
Organism: Apus apus (common swift)
Lineage: Eukaryota; Metazoa; Chordata; Aves; Apodiformes; Apodidae
Gene: VMO1
Product: vitelline membrane outer layer 1 homolog
Exons: 4
Coding region: 1-804 (267 amino acids)
Source: RefSeq, a predicted model, not a curated record